This is a messenger RNA of Thamnophis elegans (Western terrestrial garter snake), 2272 nucleotides long. It is a transcript of the gene HLF, whose product is annotated as HLF transcription factor, PAR bZIP family member. Lineage: Eukaryota; Metazoa; Chordata; Lepidosauria; Squamata; Natricidae. Gene Ontology annotation, biological process: regulation of transcription by RNA polymerase II. Gene Ontology annotation, cellular component: nucleus. The record is from RefSeq and is a predicted model, not a curated record. Gene Ontology annotation, molecular function: DNA-binding transcription factor activity, RNA polymerase II-specific; RNA polymerase II cis-regulatory region sequence-specific DNA binding. The transcript has 4 exons. The coding region runs from base 419 to 1300 and encodes 293 amino acids.
CCGCACAUGGGUGUGCAAAUGUUCUGAGCGCGGCGCAGGUGGCCCCAGCCAGCAAUUAGGACUGGGAGGAGCGAGAGAGCUAGAAAGCGCCCUUGGCUUAUCUGGCCGGUGGGGUUGCCUCUCUUCCCCCCCCCCCACCCCCUUCCCUUUCUUCUCUCUUUCUCUCUUUCUUUCUUUUUUUUUUUAAAAAAACCAAAAACUCCUCGGUCUACUUUGCUAAUAUUGAUGCAAAAAAGGGAUCCAGGGACGCCCAGAUUCGCUUGGAGCGAGGUCGUCUGAAGCCUUUUCCGAACGGAAGAUCGAUUUGGGAUUUCUUCUUUUCUUUCCAUCCUCUCUAUUUCUUCUUCUUCUUCUUCUUCUUCUUCUUUUUUUGCUAGUUUAAACCAAAUUGGCGGAGUGAAAGAGGGGCGAACGAGGGAUGGCUCGACCUCUUCCUUUGAACCCAGCUUUCCUACCCCCAACUUACGGGGUGCUGAAAUCCCUGCUGGAAAACCCGCUCAAGCUGCCACUGCAUCACGAAGAUGCAUUUUAUAAAGAAAAAGACAAAGACAAAAAACUGGAUGACGACAGUACCAGUGCCACUGUCCCACAGUCUGCUUUUCUGGGGCCUACAUUAUGGGACAAGACACUUCCCUAUGAUGGUGACACUUUCCAGUUGGAAUACAUGGACCUGGAAGAAUUUCUCUCAGAGAAUGGCAUCCCACCCAGUCCAGUCCAGCACGACCACAGCCCUCAUCAGCCAGCUCUUCAGCAACCUACCUCAGCCUCACCAUCGGUCAUGGACCUCAGCCACAGAGCAUCCACAUCGGUCCACCCGACUAUGGUUUCCCAAAACUGCAUGCAAAAUACAGCCAGACCAGGUCAGAUCUUGCCUACACACCGAAACACGCCAAGUCCCAUUGAUCCCGACAGCAUUCAGGUUCAAGUUGGGUAUGAACCAGACCCUGCCGAUCUUGCUCUUUCUAGCAUUCCUGGUCAGGAAAUAUUUGACCCUCGCAAGCGCAAGUUCUCUGAGGAGGAGCUCAAGCCCCAGCCGAUGAUUAAGAAAGCUCGCAAAGUCUUCAUUCCCGAAGAUCUGAAGCAGGAUGACAAAUACUGGGCAAGGCGUAGAAAGAACAACAUGGCUGCCAAGCGAUCCAGAGAUGCCCGGAGGCUGAAGGAAAACCAGAUUGCUAUCCGUGCCUCGUUCCUUGAGAAGGAGAAUACGGCCCUGCGCCAGGAAGUGGCUGACCUACGAAAAGAAUUGGGCAAAUGCAAGAACGUCCUUGUCAAGUAUGAAGCCCGGCAUGGUCCUCUCUAAAUGGCCUCCUACCCAACCCCCCCCCCCCCCCCGGUCCAAUCCCAUCUACCACCAUCCCCCUGUUUCUUUUCUUCCCAUCUACUUUUUUUAAUUUUCUUUUGUGGUUUUGGCAUUUAAAUAGAUGGGACAGUGUGUUUCCUGUUUGAUAGCACCUCACCCAAACCAACCUUUCAGUCAUGGGCACUUUAAUAGAAAGCAGAAACAGAACCAGUGUACAAUUUGUGUGUAUGCACGCGCGCGCGUAUGCUUGUGCACACCCGCCCAGGCAUACUUGUGAAUAAGUGUGCAUGUCUGUCUUGGCUCUUGUGUUUUUAUGAAACCCUCUUUGUAGGAUUGGAUUGGCUGAAACUGGCCAUACUAAACUUUUUAUGGAAUACAUACAUCUAGAUAUGUAUGUAUAUAUUUUCCAGUGCUGCUUACACUGUAUUUUUGUCUUACCCUAUCCCAUUAUUUUGAUUUAACUGGGGGGGGGGGGGGAGAGAAAGAAAGAAAAUGAAAGAAAAGCAUCCUGGUAAUGAGAAAGAACAAGAGAAAGAAGAAAAAGCUGUUUUUGGUUUGUUAUUUCAAUAAGGCACAUCAGGCAGUGUAAACUUACUGAUAAUAAUGCAGAAUUGGUAUUCAUGCUAUACUGCAGAGAUACUAAUUUAUAGAUUCGCCUUUUUGUUUUAUUUCGGUUUUCAUUUACUGUUAUGUUUUUACAUUUUGGUAAAUAAAAUAGAUCUCCAGAUUCAUUAUGUAUUUUAUAUCAUCCUUGUAGAGAAAUAAGGAACAGCUAACUUUCCUUUCAUUGCUUUAAAAUUAUAAAUAGACCGCACCCCUUGGGCAUAAUCAAUAAUUCUCUUGUACAGAUUAAAAUAUUUCUCGUGGGCAUUGGAUGACUUUGGUACCCUAAUACUAUAAUUUUUUUAGUGCUAUUUUUCUCUAAAACAUUAAAGAUUUCUUGAUAGUUUGCCUAACAAUGAUCCCUAACCA